UGCGAGCAGCCGCAGUCUCUUCGAACGCCUCAAAUCAGGCAGGUGGGCAAGUGUGAAUGUCGUACAGCACGGCGUGCUAGUGUGUUGGAACAUCCGAAUUGUAUUGCGAAUUCUGCUCCUGUUUCUUCUAUCAAUCUUCCCUCAAAAAAUAGAGCUUGGCGUAUGUGUUUGUGACAGUGUAUGCGUGUGUGUGUAUUUAUAUCAGCAAGUUUCAUUGGCAAAGAGAACGAACAUAACCACAGCCACACGCACGCAGUUUUCGCAUGGUUCCUCGGCCAUCGAACGGUUUCUCGCUGCGUUGGCGAUUCGUGUCGAUACGAGAGGAGCAGCUGCUGCUGUCGAAUGUUCUCACCUGCACGCUGCUCGUGGUAACGACUUUACAUCACAAGCCGUGUUCAGUUAGUGCUCAUUAGUGUUACUACUGUAUUGUGUAGACGACUGUACCGAGUAUUUGGUGUUUUGUGAAAUUGUGCUUUUACAGUAGUAAGAAUCGCGUAUGCUCUUCUCCAAACACAGUUGAGGGGACAGGGAAAAUUUAAUCAACACACCAUGGAGCUCUUCGAGAAAGGAAACGUCGUAUACAUUAUGCGAAGCGAUGGUCGAAUCCAUACGGCAAUCGUAUCACGGUUCCAUGAAGCCACUCGCUCGGUUACGGUCGAAUGGUACGAAAGGGGCGAAUCGAAGGGGAAAGAGAUCGAGAUCGACAUGUUGCUCGAGCUUAACGAAAAGCUCCAGCAUCAACCGUGUCAACUGGAGCCGGUGCAAGAAGAAAAUUCGGAGACGCAAAAGAUAACGCCCGCGCCUGCCAACCUAGCACGUCGUUCGAGUUCCAUCGAGGACGAAGAGGAUGCCCAGCUAGAACAAACGAAUAAAACGCAAGCCGUAAUUCGCUUCCAGAACCUGAUGGCGCAACGUGCAGAAUCGGCCAAAGCGGGGCAACCGGUAGCUUCUGAUUUCAGUCGUCCCACCAUGGUCAGUGGUCAGUUGAACCGCAUGGAAACAACCAGUACCGGUCGCAUAGUCAAUGCCGCACGAAACAACAACAGCAACAAUCACAUUGGUCGUUCUACAAUAACCACCAACAGAAUGGUAGAGCCAGCAACGGAAUCCAGAACACAGCCGAAGGCUCUGGGAAAAAUGUCCAUAGUGAACAAUGUACAGCAGCAGCAGCAGCAGCAGCAAGCGGCCGCACCGACUACUGCCCAAGUCAACACGGUCACGAACAAUUCGGUCGCCGGUUCGAUACCGCGCAAAUCUUCCUGCGUCGUUACUGUCGGCAUGAUGGAGGAAAACCGGAUCAAGCAGCGCGACAUGUUUAAAGUGAUGCGCGAAAAGAAAAACGCCUUGAUGAAUCAGGAUGGCGGUAACCCCAACUGGGAAUUUAUCAACAUGAUCCGGGAGUACCAGAGCACGAUCGAUUUCAGGCCGCUAGUGGAAGGCCAACCGGUUGACAUUCAUCAGAUAACGGUGUGCGUGCGGAAGCGGCCGCUUAACCAGAAGGAAAUGACGCGCAAGGAAGUAGAUGUGGUGUGCAUACCUAACAAGAAUACGCUGAUCGUGCACGAACCGAAGGCAAAGGUCGAUCUUACGAAAUAUCUCGACAAUCAGAAGUUCCGGUUCGAUUACACCUUUGACGAAACUUGUUCCAAUGAGAUGGUUUACAUGUAUACCGCAAAACCAUUGGUCCAAGCAGUGUUUGAAGGAGCGAUGGCAACCUGUUUCGCAUACGGUCAGACUGGGUCUGGCAAGACGCAUACGAUGGGCGGCACAUUUAACGGUCGCUCCCAGGAUAGCAAUAAUGGCAUUUAUGGGUUAGCUACAAGGGACAUUUUCGAACUACUGCAAAGCUCUAAGUAUAGGUCGAACAAUCUUGUCGUUUCGGCAAGCUUCUACGAAAUCUAUUGCGGCAAUGUUUUCGAUCUCUUGUCGAACAAGAAUAAGGCACGCGUCCUAGAAGAUGGGAAGAAACAGGUACAGGUUGUUGGUUUGACGGAACGUGAAGUCUACUCGGUAGAGGAGGUUCAGGCCAUCAUCAGUAGUGGCACAAACUUGCGAACAUCCGGUCAAACUGCGGCAAACUCGAACUCGUCUCGCUCACAUGCCAUCUUUUCGCUCACGCUGCGCGUGAAGGGAACUACCAAGGUACACGGCAAAUUUUCCUUCAUCGAUCUGGCCGGUAACGAGAGAGGCGCGGACACGGUUUCUGAAAAUCGGCGCACUCGCUCAGAAAGUUCGGAAAUCAACAAAUCGCUCCUAUCGCUGAAAGAAUGCAUUCGCGCACUCGGGCGCAAAAAGCAUCUUCCGUACCGUGGCAGCGUCUUGACGAAAGUCCUUCGUGAUUCGUUUAUCGGCAAAAAUAUAAGAACCUGCAUGAUUGCGAUGAUUGCGCCCGGGAUGACAUCGUGUGAGCACACACUCAACACUCUCCGGUACGCGUACCGCGUGAAGGAACUGGCCGUCAUCGACCCGGACGAGCGGGUCGACCCAGAAGAGGAUUUGAUUGAAGGCGAUGAACCCGUCAAUGGCGGUGUACACAACUUCAACGACCUAGAACAGCUACGUUCGCUUAACGAAAACGAGAUGACGAUGGAGCUAUAUAAUCAACAUAAGGCCAUAUCAGAUUUGCAGCAGAAAGAAGAGGAAGUGCUAGAUAAUCAUCAGCGUGUAAACGAAUUUCUGGAAAGGUUCUUGCCAGAAGCAAAGGAACUGUACAACCUCACGAAUCUGGUGGAUUACGAUCAAGAUGCCUACUGUAAGCGCGGAGAGGAGCUCUUUACACAGCUUGCCGAAGUUGCCAAUUCUUUCAAGGAUCUAAUGUCCGAGUUCCGUACGAAAUUAUCUCAAGAGGAGAUGGUGUCACAAGCAGCUAAAUUGAGCCAUCGCAAGUAAAGCCAAUCGUGCAGUGUUAUGGACGCGUUUCACGUUUUCCUUAACUAUACUAAUACACCAACUGAGAACGAGUUAUGGGCCUCUCCACAUGCACUAACCGUCAACCUUGCGGACGUGCGAGCCCGUACACGCCGAGAGAACCAAAUCAACGUCCAUCAAAAUCUUCAAAGGAACUGUAAAAAUGUAGCGUUGCAUAACAUUAGUGUAGUAACUUAUAUAUUUUUUCUAUUGGCAAUCUUUAGUUCUGCUUUUUACCUCGUAUUGUUCUGUGGCAUUUUGCUUGUGAACACUUGUCGUGGAAAGUGUUUUCUUUUUUAAUUUCGUUGCAUUAGUUUUAAUAUCAUUUUUUACAUACAAGCUAUCAUCGAUUUUUCCACACCUUUUCUCUGUGGUACGUUCUGCUUUUUGAUCAGUUCCUAGCUCAGUACUUCUUGCUGCCAUAGUCAGGCCACGCAUCCGUUUACAAUAAACUCGCUUCAUUCUGCUAACCCAUGACUGCAAUUGAUCUUCAACAGCUCAGACGUCAUUUAAUUGCCUUGAACAAGUUGUAAAAAUUCCUCUUCGCUUCUUCGUGCUGAAUGGUUCGAGUCUCUUCCUGGUGGAACAUGAAUCUAGAAUCAUUAUCACGUGAUCCAAACGUCGUCUCAUUUAGCUUUACUGUAACUAUUUUGUUAGAUGAAGCAAACAACUCAUUAUGACUACUACUACUGUAUUAAUCACUUUCACCGCAACUCCUCAACAAGUUUACAGUUCGGGCACUGGAAAUAUUAUCGUUUGAUCUUGCGUAGGUAACAAUAUGGCGUGAGUAAUGUGACCAAACCCAAUGUCUUUUUUAACGCCGAUAAAAAAAAGAAGCAAAAUAAUAAUAUUUAACGAAGCGUUGAAAACAAGUAAAUUUGCCACAACAAAUCUAUAUCCCUUUUUUACUGCAAGUUUCUCUUUAAUUUUCUCGAUGAAUGAAAGCACGCAUAGUCAUGAUGAUUGGUAUUUUAUGUUUUAAGAACAGAUGUGAAAUAACGCUAAAAUAGAAUCGAAUUGAAUGCAUGUACCGAGUGUGAUGACCCUUGACAGGUUUCCACCCGUGGUUGUAAGUAACUGAAGAAUAAAGGGCACAAUAAAAGCACCAAGUUCAGAAGCGGAACAUUCCUAAGAAAGUUCGUUGUUCAAACAAUUGUCAAAAUUUGCAAAUCAUUUAUGAAGGUUUAGUUGAUGCUCUUAUAUAGAUGUGCGAGUUGCUUAUAGUAUACCGGGCGUGAAAUGGAAGUGGUUGUCUUGUUUGCUCAAAAGUGUUUUCACUUUUACGAUGAGCUCAGCGUGCUCUGGGUGCUAGCGGCAGUAUUGUGUAAUAUUAAUCCUCAAUUGCUUUGAAAACUUAAUUUGCCAAAAAAAAACUAUGGUUAAUACUAUUAUGAGGUGAAAAAAAACACGACUCAUCUCAACCUAAAGUACUCCCCCCAAAACCUCCAAUACAAGGCAUUCCUUUCCACCCGACUUUUUAGAAGGGAAGUUCGAUGAAUAUAUCAUAUCAUAAUUUGAUUUGUUUUUGGUUUUUUGAAAUCGUUUCCGAAUGUUACGAGUGACACAUUAUGAAUAAGUUUAUACAGUUUAAUGCGACAAUAGAGAUCCGAAAAAAAAACACAAGUAAUGAAACUAAUUAACUAAUAAGAACCAUCAUUUACCGAUGACCGAUUUAUUCACCGCUAAGUGUAGUAAAUGACACUACAUGACAUACAGAGUGCAUAAGAUGGAAAAUAAGUAAUGAAAAAGCAAAACAAAUACGAUGCCAUUGUUAUGGCGCAAAUGCUGUAGAGUAACAAAAAUCCCAGGGCACGCAGAAAUUACGAAACUUCUAAUGUGUGUACACGAUAUGAAAAGCUAUCUGUAAUUAUGCAGUUACGAAUUAAACCCCUAAAUUGUUGUAAUAUUAUUAUCAUUAGAAUUAUUACUACUUCUUAUAGAUAUUAUUAUUAUUAUCAUAAAUAUAAUAGAAAAGCUGUUCUGUAUCCUAACGAAAGCAAUUUCUGUACCGGAGCGCGCAAAUCAACGUGAUAUGUUAAAACAGAAGAAAAACACACGACAGCAAAAUGACAUAAAAUUAUAUAGGCAAACACAUUAUUGAAAUUAGAGCGAAAAAUGUCCUCAUGGAAGGGAGUUUGCGUGUGUAAGGCUUUGCAGGGAAGCGAGUGUUGGUGAUGUGUGUGGCGUGGUGCUUUACCGUUGGAUCCCUAUGGGAACAAGAAGAGAUUAGUAGAGGGUUGAAUUAGAUUUGUUUAGAUCACAAUUUCAAAACUCUCCUGUGUGUGUGGAUGUGGGUGUGUGUUUGCUUUUGUUCUAUAUCAGGACAAAAGUGAAAGCAAGAUAAUAAGUCGUAAAUUGCAGAUGUGGGCAGUAAAUAUUUGGAUCGUUUGUGAAGCGUAGGCAAAAAAGGAAGCUGCCAGCCAUCAACAUUUAUAGAAACAUUAUGAGGUAUAUACAAGACUGGCUGAAAGGACAACACACAAAACAAUUGAUUUAUAAUUAAAUGUUUUCAAAAUUUCAAAAAUUAUGAGUUUCUUUUCACUUCUCUCUCCCUCUCUCUCUCUCUCUCCCUCUCCCCCUCUCUCUCCAUCUAUCUCUCUCACACGCACAUAUACACACAGAUACUCGCAGUGUUAAAUAUGCUCUCUUUAUCUGCAGAACAAAAUGCUUUUAAGCUGUGUAGAAAUAUUAAGAACAAAAACAAACGAAUAAAAAAUGUUUCCUUCUUCCCCACCAUCACACAUGCCCUAUCCCCCCCCCCUCGCAAAACCACCCAACUACCCGGUUGGAUCUGUCAUAAGCUUUGGUUAUGGAUGAUGUUUUUCCCACGUUCUUCAAAUUCUUUUUAGCACAUUAGAAACAAGACAAAGAAGAACAAGACAAAAAGACAUUUAAAACAUUGUGGAGGUGUAAGGGUUAUGUUUAAUUAUUAUAAAAAUAAACUAAACAAAAUACCAAGCUAACGUUUUCCCCGUAACACACUCAUAGGCAAAUUUAAAACCCUCUAACGGAUAUUUUUUUCCCGCUUCGAAUCCACCACAACAGUGUAAAGGUAAUUAAGCAUUUAAACAUACUUCUGCAAGUAUAAAGAAGCAAAACAAGAAAUAAAUGGGAAAGUUUAUUUUACAAACAAGCAAAAGAAAAUACAAAACGAAAUAAAUCUUUAUCGAAACCUAAAAGAAGGCAAAGCAAAUGAAUGGUUGCAAUGAAGAGUAAGACAAACGAUCAAACACUUAACAAAACAAACUUGCGAUAAUGAUGAAAUGCUGUGACAUGGAGGAAAUCCCAAGAGCGUGAGUGCGAAUAAUAAAAUUAACAAAAGAGAGUGAGAGAAAAAUAUGACGUGGGGAUAAGUAAGAGGUUGAAGCAAUCAUUGAUAAUGGUUGAUAUUGGCUGGUAUAGAAUUGAAAAUAAAGAUCUAGAGCUGAUGUGCUUUGAGAAAACAACGAUAGGAACAGUUGAAGAGAGUGUAUGAGAAAGACUAAGCGUAGAAGAGAGAGAAAGAGAGAGAGAAGAGAAAGAGAGAGAGAAGAGAAAGAGAGAGAGAAGAGAAAGAGAGAGAGAAGAGAAAGAGAGAAAGAAGAGAAAUAGAGAAUGAGUUAAAGCAUUAUGAAACGAGAUUAAGUAGAUAGAUAGAUAGAAAAGAAGAACGUUAACAAGGAUUGCAAGAAUGAGUUUUUUAUACUGCAGAACCAAUAAAUAAUAGAGAAACAAGAGAGAUAAUUGACAAAACAGAAAUUGAAAGCGAACAAAACGAAUGGAACAAAACAGAAGAAAAGAUAAAGGUUGAAGUAAAACGAGAGUGGCGGGUUUUCAAUAAA
This is a messenger RNA of Anopheles stephensi (Asian malaria mosquito), 6728 nucleotides long. RefSeq names its product kinesin-like protein Klp10A (gene Klp10A). Bases 550 to 2889 code for a protein of 779 amino acids. NCBI's taxonomy places the organism in Eukaryota, Metazoa, Arthropoda, Insecta, Diptera, Culicidae. Gene Ontology annotation, molecular function: ATP binding; microtubule binding; microtubule motor activity. The transcript is spliced from 12 exons. The record is from RefSeq and is a predicted model, not a curated record. Gene Ontology annotation, biological process: microtubule-based movement.